AUGGCCGAGUUCCAGAAAGAGUCCCUCACGUUAGAGGAGACGAACCGUGUGCGUAUCUCGCUGGGUUUGAAGCCCCUUGAGGCAGAUCCGCCCACGGACGCGUCCCAGACCGAGGAGGACCAGGCGCCUGCAUCCAAGUCGCAAGCUGAACAGGACAAGGAAGCGUUGGCGAAUUAUACGGCGCAGCGCCAAGCUGCUGAAGCCCAGGCUCAAGAAGUGGCGAUCCAGGAACGGCUGGCCAAGGCAAAAAAUCGCCGGGAUCUCGCGCGGCAAUUGCGCGGCCCCACACUGGGCGACGCUACCGAGACGGCAGCCUCGACGAGCGCGCGUGACUGGGUCAAAGCAGCGCGGAAACGUGCGCAGGAAAAUGCAGAUCGGCGGCUGCGGGAGCAAGAAGAGCUGGAACAGCAAGCAGCGCAGCAGCGUGAUUAUAGUGCGUCUGACUUGCAGGGUCUUCGCGUGGCACAUGACUUGGACGAGUUGGCGGAAGGCGCAGAGGAGCGAAUCCUUACGCUGCGGGAUGCCGAUGUGCUAGGCGAGGACGAAGAUGAGCUCAUUGAAGCAGGUCUGGAUGCUGCAGCGCGUGAUCGUGAAAAGCGCGAGCGAGCGAGAAAGCCCAAGGCGUACACGGGUUUGGACGACGACGAGUUUCUUGACGGUCCCUCGCGUGGCGUCCUGGACAAGUACGAUCAUGUGGAAGGACUCGAUGCACGUGGAAGCUCUGCCUCGUCGACGACCGGUGGUUUCCGUCUAGGGGAUGUUGCGUCAGUUGAAGCUAUGGACGCUCGUUCACAUGCGCGUCAGGAAGCACAACGUCUGGCGGAAGCGCGCGAAAAGCAGAAGACGCACUUGGACUAUGAGAAGAAUCUGCCCGUGUCGGACUACGAUGUAUCGUUCAAAAAGAAGAAAUCCAAGAAAAAGCGCGCUACGCGCAUCAAAGUGGAAGAAGACGAGGACGUUGAGCUUCCUUCCACGGAGGCCAUGGCCGUGGAUGCGCCCGCUGCGCCGCCUGCGCGUGCAGCUGUCGAGACGCUGAUUGAUGAUGACGAGCUGGCAGCGAGUCUUGCCCGGACGCGGCGUCAGCGAGCCAAGCAGUCGUUUGCCAAGACGACCCCCGCUAUGAUUGCUCGUCAUCUCGCUGCACAACGGGAAGCGGAGGCAGCCGUCUCUUCGUCACAUACCCAUCCUGACGGCGCCGACGAAGAGGGUCUUACGUUUGAUGAGACCUCCGAAUUUGUACGUCAAAUUGUUCAACGACCGCCGCAGGAGGAAGCCGUAGCGGCAGAGAUCUCUACUACGAUGCCCACGAAGGCGUCCACGGACGUUCCCCUUCCUGCUGUGCAGGGUAUGGACGAGGAGGAGGCUGCGGCGUUGAAUGCGGCAGCGACCACCAUGCCGUCGACGGCGACCGCUGAGCCGCUGCUAGGAUCUGCCCCUACGUCGCCGCCUGGACAAGCAGAGGACGACAACGACAACGACAACAACAGCAACAACGAGGACGAGGAGGCUAUGCCUGCACCCAAUCUCCAUUCAGGCGGCGUUGCAGGAGCGCUGAGCAUGUUGCGUAGCCAAGGCUUGCUGGAAACCGUCUCGGCAGAGCAGUUGGCUCAGGAGCAAACACAGAAACAGUACGAUGCAUGGCUUCGUGCGCGACGGAAGGAAGAACAGCGCCAUGCACGCGAAGCAUCGCACUUGCAUGGCGCUGCUGCCCAUGCGCAUGAGCGUGAUACGCGCCAGCGCGAAUGGGACGAAGCUCAGGCGGCGAUGGAUCGGUUUAAGGAUUACAAGCCCGAUGUGAAAAUCGAGUAUCAUGACGAAUUUGGACGUACGUUGACGACCAAGGAGGCAUGGAAACGUCUUUCGCAUACCUUCCAUGGCAAUGCGCCUGGCCACAAGGCGCAGGAAAAGCGGUUGCGGCGUAUUGCCGAGGAACAGCGACGUGAGCGCAUGCUGGCCGGCGAUACAGGUGCCCUGACACGAGCCUUCCAAGCCCGAUCGGAACGGACAGGUCAGGCUCAUAUGGUGCUCAGUGUUGGCCAAAAAGACCAUGCGCCGCAGGACAUCGAUCUCGGCGCGCCGCCUGCCCUAGAAAAGGCGCCGCCUGCCCGACCAGCCAAGCCGAAAGGCCCCCCGGCCGAUUGGCAGGCGCCUCCGCCCGCCGAGUCUAUGCCUCCGGCGGCCGAGGCUGUGACAGCCACGACGACGACGACCCCCUCGCCACCGCCUGCGACGGAACCUGUGCCGCCUCCGAAGCCUGGCUUCAAGCCAGCGAUGAAACCUGCCUUUGCGCCUGUCGCUUCUACGCCCGCGCCUUCGUCGACCACGACGUCUGCGCCGCGCGACAAAGUCCGCAUUUCGCUCGGCAAACGCAAGGCGGACUAA
Malassezia pachydermatis is the source of this 2382-nucleotide messenger RNA. RefSeq lists its product as hypothetical. The transcript has a single exon. Gene Ontology annotation, cellular component: U4/U6 x U5 tri-snRNP complex. Lineage: Eukaryota; Fungi; Basidiomycota; Malasseziomycetes; Malasseziales; Malasseziaceae. Bases 1 to 2382 code for a protein of 793 amino acids. Gene Ontology annotation, biological process: maturation of 5S rRNA; mRNA cis splicing, via spliceosome. The record is from RefSeq and is a predicted model, not a curated record.